AGCGCAGGAAAAUUUUAACAACGUUUAAUAUUUUAGUUUGAAAACGUCAACCGGAAGUGAAAUAGGAACUUCCUGGCAGAUGUGGGUUGCAACAUGGCGGUGUCCAUGAGCAGGACGCUGGUGGCCCUUCGCAGAGUGACUUCUCAUAGUUUUAAGAAUGCUGAAACCUCUCUGGAUAUGCAACAUCCAGCCCCACUGUUUUUGCCAGUGCGGACCAAGAAGAGGUACUUUAUCCCUCCGGCAGUGGGAGUGAUGAAGAAGAGUGAAAGCAACCCAGAGUUCAAGGCUAAAGCUGCGGGCAUUGUCUUCCGACAGCAGUACCUGGAGAGGCCUAUCAACAUCGCCUGUACAGCGGGAGUCUUCGACCCCUACAUCCCUCCAGAAGGUGACGCUCGUCUUUCCACUCUCUCCAAAGAAGGCUUGAAACAACGAACCGAACAGAUACGACAGAGCACUGCCUCACAGCUGGCGAUUCGUAAAAUCAAAGAGCACGACUCGGAGUUUACAACAAAGACUUUUGCAGAGAAAGCGCAGGAAAUCUUUAUAGAGGCUCACAACGCUCUGACACAGUUCAACAAAGAGAAGCUUCACUCGUUGGUUACGGAAAGGUGUUAUCCUGAAAUGACGAAGGGAAACCGUUACAAGACCAUCCGCUGGAGAUUCGUUGAGUCUCUGGAACCGCCCAGAGUGGUCCAUGCCCGCUGUCCUGACAUGGUCUCCAAGGGCAACCUGUACGGGCAGGUGACAGUCCGCAUGCACUCCAAGCAGACUCUGGCCAUCUACGACCGCUUUGGGAGGCUGAUGCUGGGCAGUGAGGAGCAGCUGAAGGAUGUGCUGGAGUACCUGGUCAUAGAACGCCACCUCGUCAACCCCUACGGCAGGUGGAGGUUACAUGGGAAAAUCGUGCCGUCCUGGGCUCCUGCCAAGGACCCGAUUGCUAAGACCGUCUGUCUUCCUGGUCCAGAACUGAAGCCGUGGCAGGAAUUUGACACCCUCAACUAUGACGUUCCCAAAGCAGCAGCAGUACAGUGGUAUAAAUAGUCCACCAGGGGGCGUUGCUCUUUUCAUUAAAGCCUCAGUGGGUGUGAAGAGUCAGGGGCCAAAUGGCCGUUGCUGUUAAGUCUAUCCAGGUGACCGGACCAGUCAUGGUUUCUAAGAAAAACUUCUGUUUGUUAAGAUGCUCGAAGCAUGAGAUCAGAGUUAUGAUGAACAACAUCCUGAGGACAAGCUAAAAACAAUAGUAAUAUUUCUGUCUCUUUUUGUGGUUUCAGUUUUGUUCCACACAUUUUUAGAAAUAAUUUAAAUGGGAGAAAUAAAAAGACACGCUUACAGAAA
This is a messenger RNA of Melanotaenia boesemani (Boeseman's rainbowfish), 1335 nucleotides long. RefSeq names its product mitochondrial ribosomal protein L45 (gene mrpl45). Gene Ontology annotation, cellular component: mitochondrion. The record is from RefSeq and is a predicted model, not a curated record. The transcript has 8 exons. Lineage: Eukaryota; Metazoa; Chordata; Actinopteri; Atheriniformes; Melanotaeniidae. Bases 94 to 1041 code for a protein of 315 amino acids.